Nicotiana attenuata is the source of this 2801-nucleotide messenger RNA. RefSeq names its product beta-galactosidase-like. The transcript is spliced from 19 exons. Gene Ontology annotation, molecular function: beta-galactosidase activity. Bases 229 to 2406 code for a protein of 725 amino acids. Lineage: Eukaryota; Viridiplantae; Streptophyta; Magnoliopsida; Solanales; Solanaceae. The record is from RefSeq and is a predicted model, not a curated record. Gene Ontology annotation, biological process: carbohydrate metabolic process. Gene Ontology annotation, cellular component: cell wall; vacuole.
UCGUAACCAAAACACCCUCAAAACCUACGUACAUAGAGUUAAAACACACACACACACACACUGAGUUAAAAUAUUUGUAUAAAUAUCUUUACAUAUUUUGCUCUCAUCAAAAGAAUCAAUAGAAAAGAAGAAGAAAGACAAGACAAAAGUGUCAUUCUUUUUGUUGGUUUUAACGCUCCUUUCGCCUGUUUCUGUUUCUUUCUCCUCUUUUUGUUGAAUGUGAAAAAAAUGCUAAGAACAAAUGUAUUAUUGCUGCUGUUCUUAGUAUUAUGUUCAUUGGUUUUUUCUUCAGUAAAAGCCACUGUUUCUUAUGAUGACAGAGCUAUAAUUAUAAAUGGGAAAAGAAAAAUUCUUAUUUCUGGUUCUAUUCAUUACCCAAGAAGCACUCCUGAGAUGUGGCCUGAUCUUAUACAAAAAGCUAAAGAUGGAGGCUUAGAUGUUAUUGAGACUUAUGUUUUCUGGAAUGGGCAUGAACCUUCUCCUGGAAAAUAUAAUUUUGAGGGGAGAUAUGAUCUUGUUAAGUUCAUCAAGUUGGUAGAAAAAGCAGGACUUUAUGUCAAUCUACGUAUUGGCACUUACAUUUGUGCAGAAUGGAACUUUGGGGGAUUCCCUGUUUGGCUAAAAUAUAUUCCUGGUAUGGAAUUUAGAACAGACAAUCAGCCUUUCAAGGUGGCUAUGCAAGGAUUUGUACAGAAAAUAGUCAACAUGAUGAAGUCAGAAAAAUUAUUUGAACCUCAAGGAGGACCAAUAAUAAUUGCCCAGAUAGAAAAUGAAUAUGGACCAGUAGAAUGGGAAAUUGGUGCUCCUGGUAAAGCUUAUACAAAAUGGACAGCUCAAAUGGCUGUAGGUCUUAAAACUGGAGUCCCUUGGAUCAUGUGUAAACAAGAGGAUGCCCCUGAUCCUGUGAUUGAUACUUGCAAUGGAUUCUACUGCGAAGGUUUUCGUCCUAAUAAGCCUUAUAAACCAAAAAUGUGGACAGAAGUCUGGACUGGCUGGUAUACAAAAUUUGGUGGUCCAGUUCCUCAAAGGCCAGUUGAAGAUAUUGCAUUUUCAGUUGCAAGAUUUGUUCAGAACAAUGGUUCAUUCUUCAAUUACUACAUGUAUCAUGGAGGAACGAAUUUUGGCCGAACAUCUUCAGGGCUUUUCAUUGCAACUAGCUAUGAUUAUGAUGCUCCUCUAGAUGAGUAUGGGCUGCUGAAUGAACCAAAAUAUGGACAUUUGAGAGACUUGCAUAAAGCAAUUAAGCUAUCCGAACCAGCUUUAGUUUCAUCAUAUCCAAUAGUGACGAAGAUUGGCAGUAAUCAAGAGGCUCAUGUCUAUAGAUCAAAAUCUGGAAAUUGUGCUGCAUUUCUAUCCAACUACGACUCGAAAUAUUCAGUUAAAGUCACAUUUCAAAAUAAGCCAUAUGAUCUACCUCCUUGGUCCAUCAGCAUUCUUCCUGACUGCAAAACUGCUGUUUACAACACUGCAAAGGUUAGCUCCCGAAGCUCGAACAUAAAGAUGACUUCAAUAGGUGGUGGAUUGUCUUGGCAGUCAUAUAAUGAAGAAACUCCGACUGCUGAUGACAGCGAUACACUUUCAGCCAACGGAUUAUGGGAACAGAAAAAUGUUACCAGAGAUUCCUCAGACUAUCUGUGGUACAUGACAGAUGUAAAUAUAGUAUCUGAUGAAGGAUUUCUAAAGAAUGGAAAGGACCCUUAUCUCACUGUUAUGUCGGCCGGUCAUGUCUUGCAUGUCUUCAUCAAUGGCAAACUAUCAGGAACUGUUUAUGGGACAUUGGACAAUCCAAAACUUACAUAUAGUGGCAGUGUGAAAUUAAGAGCUGGUAUUAACAAGAUUUCACUGCUCAGUGUUUCUGUUGGUCUCCCGAACGUUGGCGUGCAUUUUGAUACGUGGAAUGCAGGAGUUCUAGGUCCAGUUACAUUGAGUGGUCUCAAUGAGGGUAAAAGAGACUUAACAAAACAGAGAUGGUCUUACAAGGUUGGUCUAAAAGGUGAAUCAUUAAGUCUUCAUACAUUAAGUGGGAGUUCUUCAGUUGAAUGGAUUAAAGGUUCACUAGUGGCUCAAAAGCAGCCAUUGACUUGGUACAAGGCUACAUUUAACGCGCCUGGAGGAAAUGACCCUCUAGCUUUGGACAUGGCAAGUAUGGGAAAAGGUGAGAUAUGGAUAAAUGGUGAAGGCGUAGGUCGCCACUGGCCUGGAUAUAUAGCACAAGGUGACUGUGGAAAAUGCAACUAUGCUGGAACAUUCAAUGAGAAGAAAUGUCAAACUAAUUGUGGACAACCUUCUCAAAGAUGGUACCAUGUUCCAAGAUCAUGGCUAAAACCAAGUGGAAACCUAUUGGUAGUAUUUGAAGAAUGGGGUGGUGAUCCAACAGGAAUUUCUUUGGUCAGAAGAUCAAGAUAAAAGAGCUUUAAAAGUAAGCUUGUUCAGUAAAUAUGGUGCAUGAAUUCGGACGGGCAGCGUCGUCCGAAUAUAUAAAAGAAGCUAACAGUGGAGGCUAUUUGCAGCUGAAUAAAUCAUUUUGAAGUACAGAUUACAGGGAUAUAACUUUCAGAAAAUUCCCUGUUAUUUUCGUAAACCAAUGCUUCUGUUUAAGCAUUGGUUUAGGAAGUUCUAUAGAACUCUGCUGAUUGGAUUAUGUGAUUGAAGAAAUUGUACAGCUUCCAAAUAUCAAUGGCCAGUAUGAUUUUGUAUUUAGAGUACAAAUAAAGCUCAUGUAUAUGUACAACUACUAUUUGUUGAUCACAAAGUUGUGAAAUAAUACAAGUUUCAUUAUCAAGGAAGCCAAUUUCCACUCU